Molecule: messenger RNA, 1588 nt
Organism: Colossoma macropomum (tambaqui)
Lineage: Eukaryota; Metazoa; Chordata; Actinopteri; Characiformes; Serrasalmidae
Product: fucolectin-like
Exons: 8
Coding region: 245-1417 (390 amino acids)
Source: RefSeq, a predicted model, not a curated record
CACCAACUCUAAUCAAACAAAUCUGUGGCCAAAACAGCUCAGAGCAGAAACGCACUCAACACUGGACUCUCCAUCUCAGCACACAAGCUCCUUCUCUCUGCACACCUCCACUGAUACAGGAAGAUAUUGGAGAACGAGGCCCAUUGACUUCAGAGGUCUAUUAUACAACGGCACACACAACCUAACUGAAAAACAAACUGUUUACAAAGUACAGCGCCUCCUUCAUACCUGGCUGGGGUUCAGGAUGACCGGGGUCAGUAACCACCCACCAACUCUAAUCAAACAAAUCUGUGGCCAAAACAGCUCAGAGCAGAAACGCACUCAACACUGGACUCUCCAUCUCAGCACACAAGCUCCUUCUCUCUGCACACCUCCACUGAUACAGGUAGGAAAGGUAGAGGAUGACGGUGUCUGUGCUUCUGUCUCUCAUCCUGAUGUGGGGGAUUUCAGGAAUAUCGAGAGUUCAUGGCGUCCCGAGACACGAAGAAAAGAACGUUGCUCUCAGAGCCGAGGCUGUACAGUCUUCUACCGGUUACAAUGGCCCAGCAAACAAAGCUGUGGACGGCGACCUGCAAACCAAUUACCACGUUUCGAGUUGUACUCACACUUUAAGGCAGAAGGAUCCCUGGUGGAGAGUGGACUUAUCAAAAACCUACAACAUCACCAGGAUUGCCAUCACCAACCGAGGAGACUGCUGUGCACAACGACUCAAUGGGGCUCAGAUCCGAGUCGGAGACAGUUUGGAGAACAACGGCAACGGCAACAAGAAAGUUGCGGUCAUACGAGCCAUUCUAAGUGGUCAUACCAAAUCGUUCCGGCUACACGACGCAGUAGGACGUUACGUGAACAUCUUCCUCGCGGAGAACAGAAAUUUCUGACGUUAUGUGAGGUGCAGGUAUUUGCAGACGUGAUUGACGAACAGAAGGCGAGUCUCCUCCCUGAGAAAGCCGGCCUCCGCAACGUCGCCCUCAGAGGAAGAGCCACCCAGUCCAGUCUGAACGGCUCUGGAAUGUGGGCCGGCUUUGGGAUCGCUGGAAACGCCAUCGAUGGGAACCGGAACUCGAACCUGAUGAUGGGCUCCUGCACUGAAACAGCACAGGAGAGUGCCCCCUGGUGGAGGGUGAACCUUCAUCGCAAAUACACAAUCUCCACCGUGGCUCUGACCAACCGAGGGGACUGCUGUCCAGAAGGUUUAGACGGUGCCGAGAUCCGGAUCGGGAAUUCCAUAGAGAAUGAGGGAAAAGAUAAUCCACUCUGUGCCACUGUGUCCUCCAUCCCUGCUGGACAGACCGAGUACUUUAACUGCAGCACUCUGCUGGAGGGCAGCUACGUGACCGUGUUCCUGCCCCGAGAGGGAACUCUGAGUCUGUGUGAGGUGGAGGUGUUCGGAGUGCCGCUCUCCCGUCGCCGGAAUUAGAGGAAUUAGAGGAAGAGUGUCGGCGCUCCUGAAGAGAGAGUGAAACACCUUUUUACCUCCACCUACGAUAAAAUCAUUACUCAGAAUGUGCAUGUACAGAUGUUUCAGUGUAACCAAACAUGACUGUAAAACUGAAAUAACGUCCUAAUAAAUUCAGAAUGUUGACAUUUA